Molecule: messenger RNA, 1701 nt
Organism: Arachis duranensis
Lineage: Eukaryota; Viridiplantae; Streptophyta; Magnoliopsida; Fabales; Fabaceae
Product: GPN-loop GTPase 3
Exons: 10
Coding region: 576-1382 (268 amino acids)
Molecular function (GO): GTPase activity
Source: RefSeq, a predicted model, not a curated record
UCCCACACUCCACUCAUCUCUUCUCCUCUCUCAAAAACUCAAUUGAAAGAACAGAAAAUAACCCUAGCGGAACCCACAGCCACCGCAUCUCCCCCAGCCCCGUAGCACCCAGCCGCUGCACCCACCGCAACCCCCGCAGCCCCACAGCCCCACAGCCCCGCGGAACCUACAGCCACCGCAUCUCCUCUCCUCUGUUCGCCGGUGUCGCGCCAUGGAAGCUCCGUCGCCGUCCUAGGAAGCUGUGUCGCCGUCGUGUGGAAGCUCUGUGGCCGUCGCCGUCUCCUCUUUUCAAGUGCUCUCUCUCUCUGUUCGCCGGUGUGGCCGUCUCCUCUGUCAUCGCCGUCACUCCACUUCCUCCUCGCCGCCGGUAAGCAGUUUUCUGGUACUGUGUACUGUCUUUGGGAGUGCCUUGUUUGUUUAUGGACUACUCUGAUCUCCUGAAAUUGUUGUUUGCCAUUGCUAUUUGGUGCUCUGCUUACAUUACUGUUGCCAUUCUUACUUCCUUUCGCGCCGUCAAUUGUCUUUCUGCUUGAGCUUCAGAGGGAAAAUUGUUUGGAAUUUGAUACGAGGACAUCAUGGGCUAUGCACAACUUGUUAUAGGUCCAGCUGGUAGUGGCAAGUCAACAUAUUGCUCGAGUUUGUAUGAACAUUGUGUAGCUGCAAGGCGUACAAUAAAUAUUGUGAACCUGGACCCUGCCGCUGAAAACUUUGACUAUCCUGUUGCAAUGGAUAUAAGGGAACUGAUUUCCCUGGAAGAUGUUAUGGAGGAGCUUGGAUUAGGCCCUAAUGGUGGUCUUAUGUACUGCAUGGAACACCUUGAAGAUAACCUCGAUGAUUGGCUUGAGGAAGAGCUGGACAACUAUUUAGAUGAUGAUUACCUGGUCUUUGACUGCCCUGGCCAGAUAGAACUUUAUUCACAUGUGCCUGUGCUCAAGAAUUUUGUGGAACAUUUGAAACGUAAAAAUUUCAACAUUUGUGCUGUGUACUUGCUUGAUUCACAGUUCAUGAGUGAUGUGACAAAAUUUAUCAGUGGGUGCAUGGCUUGCCUUUCCGCAAUGGUUCAACUUGAAUUACCACAUGUGAAUAUCCUAUCAAAAAUGGACCUUGUGACUAACAAAAAGGAUCUUGAAGAGUUCUUGGAUCCAGAGCCUACUUUUUUACUGUCUGAAUUGAAUCAACGAAUGGGUCCUCAGUUUGCGAAGCUUAAUAAAGCUUUGAUUGAACUGGUAAAUAACUAUAGCAUGGUGAGUUUUAUACCACUGGACUUGAGGAAGGAAAGAAGUAUCCAAUAUGUGUUGAACCAAAUCGACAACUGCAUCCAGUAUGGAGAAGAUGCAGAUGUGAAGGUUAAGGAUUUUGAUCCGGAGGAUGAUGAUGAGUAGCUACUAUGUUGCAAGUGCUACAUACUUGGAAUGAUUCAAAAUUUGGUUUUUUAAUUGACAUAAUGGUGGGUACUUUGUUGAUAUAUAGUAUAAAUUACUAAAAUGUUCUCUGAAUUGCCAAAAUAUGAUUUUCCAAAUGACGUCAAAGGUGGGUUGUAAGAUUGUGACCUUGAUGAUUUGUACAAAUCAGUGUCUGAACUGUCAGAAACCUUGGGUAGGGUCAUCAAUGGGUAAUUGGUAUGAAGUUGAACAUGAAGCAGUUUUAGACACAAGAAAUUCUUCUAACUGAAACAUCUGAUAUGCUACUACAUUAAAAUUA